UCCGCUCACGGGCAAUGCGCGGCGGUUAUAAAAGCCGCCGCUCUCGGCGGAGCGCGCAUCAGUCGUUCGCUCGGUCGCGAUACGUGUUGGUGGUGUUUCAAGAGAGCGAUUGUACGAGAGACCCACGAAUCAACCGCGAGAGGAGAAUUGUGAUCGUGAGAAGAAACGUACGCAGAGCCGGAAGCAGAGCGUGAGAGGUGGUGGUGCCCAGGGCGCGACGACGUUGUUCGCGCGUCUCCGAGAUCGCGGUCGCAUGGCACUCGGCUCGCCAAGACGGCGGUGCGUUGGUACGCGCGUCGACACAGCGGCAUGAAAUAACACGACGAGCACGAGAGCUGGUCUCGACGAAGCGGCGGCGAAGACGACGACGUCCUGAUUCCAAGCGUCCGCGCUCAGUCCUCAGUGUAGGCUAGCCGGUCGCUCGGCGGUCGUUGUCCCGGCAUUUCCGGCACAUCGCGACGUAACAACACACGACCUUCUGCAGCGAAGCAGAAGUGCGAACGAACCACGCGCGCGCCCACGAACGAAUGUUUCACAACAUCGACGUAGAGCGUCGAGAUUGCUGAUGCGAUCGAGAACUCCUUUUCUCCAUUCACGCGUAAUCUAGAGCGAGGCUGUCUCUCUCUCUCUCGCAUGUCUUCGAACGCGUCGUCGUGAUAACAUCGUCUUCCACGAGGUGUGCGCGCUGUUUCGACGGCUGCUUUCGUUCGCGCCGAGAGGUUAUCCACGGCGGAGAGCCGGACGGUGUUCCGUCAGGCUGACGGGGAGGGGCGUCGCGCAUCAUCUCUCCAUCGACGAAGGACGAUCCUCGAGCCGGCGCUUCCACGACGCGCUUUGACGACGACGGAGGAUCGAGAGACGGGAUUUUGACAGGAACGAGAGAGCGACAACAAACAUGGCGGCGACGGUGGCGGACGCGUGCAUCGACUGUAACUGCACGGACGUGGUGGACAUUCUGCACGACGUCUACGAGGGAUUGGACGUUACCUGGCCGUGGAACGACUUCGACGGGCUCUUCGCUUAUCGACCGUGGGUGUUCUCGCUGUUGGGGAGCACGAUGGUCGGUCUCACCGGCAUCUUCCCCUUGUGGCUCAUCCCUAUACAAGACGGCGUGGAUCUAAAGACCGGCGAGAACGGCGGCACUUUGAGGAUCCUGCUCAGCUUCGCCGUGGGCGCUUUGUUGGGCGAUGUUUUUCUACACCUUUUGCCGGAAGCUUUCGAGAGCGAAUUUCAGAGACGAGCCGAAAACAGCCAGGCAUCUACACCGGCUGGUCUGUGGAUACUGUCCGCCUUUCUGUUCUUCGUUAUCUUCGAGAAGAUCAUUGCUGCCGUGAGUGAGGAAGCGCCGCUCAUUGCGGAGCAGCAGAGCGACGAAGCCUCGAGCCAGGACGCGAGCAUGGAGAAGGAGAUGGACAACAACAACUGUAUCACGCUGACGAACACCGAGGCCGCGAAGAACGGUUUCGCGAAGGAGUGCUUGCGAAACACCAGCGAGAUCUUCCUACGGAAGCAGCCGGACAAGAACGGAUUCGUCGUGCAAACACCGAACGGCGUCAAGGAUCCGCGGCGUAAGAACGGCUUUAACAAGGACGUGGACCUUGUGAGAUCGGCAUUAGCGAGCAAGUGUCCCAACGACAACGGGCCGUUGAUGGACGAGACGAAGAUCUGUUUGAAGAAACUGGCGAAGAGCAACGGCUUCGCGUCGACGAUAUUGCGGGCCGCCGACCAGCCCGUUACCUACCCGAUCCCAAAGAAUAACAACAUCGUUGACCGUUUGAUCGCCAAGGCGAACAAGCUCACGUACAGCUUGUCUCAUGCCAGGUUCUUCGAUCCUCAGUCCUUUCCCGGGUACCUCAACCUUCUCAUGAACUUUCUCGACAAUUUUACUCACGGCCUGUCUGUGGGUGGCUCGUUCCUCAUUUCCUUCCGCGUAGGUGUCCUCAGCACAUUCACUAUUUUGGUGCACGAAAUACCUCACGAAGUCGGGGACUUCGCCAUUCUGCUGCGAAGCGGAUUUAGCAGAUGGGACGCUGCGCGGGCGCAGUUGGUCACCGCUGGCGGUGGUGUCGUUGGUGCUUUAGCUGCCGUGUUCUUUUCCAGUGGUCUAGAGGAAAAAACCAAUUGGAUAUUGCCGUUAACUGCGGGAGGAUUCAUACACAUUGGUCUGGUAACCAUCUUGCCCGACUUGUUGAGAGAAACAAACCCGAUGGAGUCGUUGAAACAACUAUGCGCUCUACUUUUUGGGAUCGUCGUAAUGGCCGCGUUGAUGUUCGUUUAAUCGUUCUGAUCACAUCACUAAUGUGUUUGAUUACGUGCAAAAUUGAUUCCGUUAACUAAGAAGGUCCUAUUAUGUUAAUAUAUACAUAUAUUGAAUAUAAUUCCGCCGUUGCCGCCUCUACGUUUUAGCAUCAGAGAGAAAGAGAUAGUACUCCGAAGUUGCCAUAGAGUUAUAUAAUACUUGUUGCUCAAUUGUGGUAGGAUUUGAUCGAGAAGGCUAUACAGCAACGAGAAUCGACUGACCAAACUCAUGUAUGCAAUGUGUAAUUGUAUAUAUAUGUAUACAUAUAAUAUAUAUGUAAUAUUAAUAAAUUAUAUAUAUAAUUUAUUAGUAUGUGUAUAUUAUAUGUAUAUAUAUUGGACUUAGUCUAGGGUUUGUAGCGUUUUAUAUUGGAAAUAUUCUUCAGCACUGGAAUACCUUAUUUAUCUAAGUCUGAGAUUAUCUUUUUUCUAUAGUUUAUUCUGUUUGCCUGUAAUAUUUGAAUGAGAUUAAUUUGAGUUUGCAAGAGUACAAUUUACACCGCGACGAGAAACCGCGAUUUGGACGAUACAGCAGGCGACUGUUUCUCUUUUAAGCUCGAAACAAUAGUAGCAGCGAGACAAGAUUUGUUCCUUCGACGAAAACAAUAUAUACAUAUAUAAUUUGUACGUUAAAUUUAUCGUGGAACUAAUUAUACACAUGUUAUCGCGUUAAUAUUGACAAGAUAAUUCGGAAAAAUGCUGUUAUAAAUUUCGUAUAGUUUAUGCAUAAUAAACGCACACAUCUUCCGUCAUAGUCAGAGUGUCGAUACCUUCCAGCGCGAUAUUGACGGUCACCUGGUUAUUUUCGUUUGAAUAACCGGACCAAUGCGAUACCAAUUAAAAAUUUUAAAAAAGCCCCAAAACCAAUUUGACGUAUAACCAUCAAGUUGUGAAGAAA
Molecule: messenger RNA, 3196 nt
Organism: Dinoponera quadriceps
Lineage: Eukaryota; Metazoa; Arthropoda; Insecta; Hymenoptera; Formicidae
Gene: Zip99C
Product: zinc transporter ZIP13 homolog
Exons: 5
Coding region: 896-2278 (460 amino acids)
Biological process (GO): zinc ion transmembrane transport; intracellular zinc ion homeostasis
Cellular component (GO): membrane
Molecular function (GO): zinc ion transmembrane transporter activity
Source: RefSeq, a predicted model, not a curated record